Mytilus trossulus (common blue mussel) is the source of this 3901-nucleotide messenger RNA. RefSeq lists its product as uncharacterized. Lineage: Eukaryota; Metazoa; Mollusca; Bivalvia; Mytilida; Mytilidae. The record is from RefSeq and is a predicted model, not a curated record. The coding region runs from base 454 to 1707 and encodes 417 amino acids. The transcript has 4 exons.
UACGUUAACAUACGACACAGUUACAGUGAUAGGGGUAAACGAUCGUAUAUAUAAUAACGAUCAAAGAAAAAUUGAAUAAAUAUCGCAGUGUGCUAUAACGUCACUAGUGAUCCUCAGCAGCAAGAAAGCUUAAUGACCACAAUUCAACGAUCUGUCGCAGUGGUUUGUUUCCCUGUAGCGACGUACCGGUUUUAACUUAGUUAUUAUAAGUGGAUUAUUUUUAUAGGAAGGUAAAAAUGACAACAAGAAUUAAUCUACAUACAUGUGUUAUUUUUAGCAUACAUGGAAGAGGAAAAUAUGUAGUUCUGAUUUGAGAAUUGAUCUGAUCGUAUAAAAAGUAUAUUGAUCUUCACCGACAGGUAUAUUUUGUUUGUUAUUUAUACGGUGUUAUAAAACUGUCUAUUAAUGUGAAAUAAGAUAUGCAACGUCUGAAAAAACAAUCAAAGCAAAAUCAUGCAACGGUUCGGAUUGAGUAACGACAAUUUACUAUUUAGUGAAUAUUUCUUUGAAAUGGAUGAAUUCGAAACACAAGUUAGCUUAUUCAUUACAAUAGCUAUAUUAGCUGCAUUUGCUGGAUCAAAGGCAAUUUAUGACCGGUACCGAAAAUCAUUCACCAAAAUUAAAGUUGUGGUUGUUGGCGCUGGACCAAUAGGGUUAUCGUCUGCCAUUAUCGCUCUUAGAUCAACAAAAGUUUCAAAAAUAACGAUUUUUGAAGAAAGGGAACGAAACGAACUUAUCUACACUUCUUAUCAAAUAAGUUUUGAUGAUCAGAGUAUUCAAUUCUUGAAAAGUCUUGGAGUAGAUUUUGAUAAUAUUGAAGGUUGUUGGAAAGGAAACUAUUUCCAGACAAACGCAGGUGUUUAUAUGCAAUACAUUUUAGAGAAAUUAAAACUAUCAUCAAAUAAAACAGUAUGCGACAUUCAUUUUAAAACACGGUUCUGUCGAGAGACAUUGAAGGAUAUAGAAGGCAUACAAGGAAGAUGUCUAGUAAUAACAUCCGAUGGACGUAAUGGCCAGGCGCAAAGGAUUCUUGGACUGAACGACUUUAGUGAGCAAUACUCGUGUGGUGCAUUCGGAACUGUUGCUGCUGUUGAAAGAGCAGAUUUACGAGAAAUUCCUACACCGGAAAUACGUGUUCAUAAUUUAAACUUUGAUUUGUCAGCAUAUGGAGGCAGUGCUCCUGAAGCAAAUGGGACGCCUGGAUUUAGUUUAAAAAUAUUUGGAAAUAGCAAACAUAGAUUUAUUUCCUUAGCAAUAGCAAAAUGUGAUUUACCUGUUGUAAAAGCUUUACGUACCAUAUUAGACAGAGCUAUGAUGCGGAAUAUAUUUUUAAAAUGUUUUAACACGUACAAGUUAUCAUCAGAACCAUUACUGAGUGAAUCAUAUGCCUUAAACCAUAUGAAGUACAGUCCGAGACUGUUUGAAAUAAAACUUUCCCAAAGAAGUGAAACAGUUGCCUAUUUUGAUGACUGUGAUAUGUUUGUGUUAGCUGAAGGGGAAGCUGCAGCUUUUCUCAAUUUUCAUACGGGUUUAGAUAUAAAUCCUGCCAUAAGAGGAUUAACAUCACUUGGACGUUUUAUUGAAAUGAUAACAGUUGCCGACACUGAACAUGCGGUUUCUAAUGCCUUAAUGUAUAAGAUGAAGCAUUCCGAACAGUUAUUUAGAGACUUCGUAAAAAAUGGUAUUCGAGAGUAUAUGCUGACGUAAUAAUUGAUUCAGAUUAUGAAAUGUGUUUGUAGAGUACAAGAGACCAAAUUGCCAUUAGAAGACAGAAGACUACCUUAUAUCCCUCCUAUAAAAACUAUUUAUGAAUUGAAUGUCUAAAUAUGUUGUGGCUAAAAAAUAUAGUUGUGUUUUUUGCCCCUGUACAUACCUUUAAAUUUUACUUUUACCCUAACACGAAUAUUUCUAUAUUUAGUAUAAUUAUGUAAAAUAUUUGAAGGCUGUUUUCCCUAUAUACCAACCCUCAAUGUGUAUUCCUACCCGAACAAAUUUUAAGAAAAAAAUAACAGUAUACCAUCAAUAAUGACCAGAAUAUUAAAAAUAUUAAAUAUUUGAAAAAUAUUGUACCUUUUUUUCCCCUUUUGUUCUACCUAGAGGCACAAAACAAAUUCGUUCAUUUAUACAUUGUAUUAUGUAAUUUGUUAUUGGAAGUUGUAUUGCAACUUAUCUGUCAAAUCAAGUUUAACUAUUUGUUUUUAAAAACUUGCUACAUUUUAGUCGCGAUAGAAUUUGAUUUAUUACUUUUUUCUUCCAUUGCAUCAAUUUAAGGUUGUCUUCACAAAUGGUAUCAUUACCGCAUUGUGUUACAUUUGAUUCAUUUUUUUUUCUGGUACUUACAUGUAAGUUCGUAGGAACAUUCAGUACAAAAGCUUUAAUAUAUGUUAUUCGUUUUACAUUUCGUACUUUUGGAAUGCUAUUUGCCUUCCAACAGACGAUAUAACAUUCAAUUCGUUUUGUAAUCACUGGUACAAGCACAUGUGAAGACACAGUGCCAAAAGAAUGUAUGUGUAUAAGAGUGAAUAAUAUUUAGAUUCUAAAAGUUGAACCAACAUUAAACAUUUAUUUAUUUAUUUUGUUUUACUUAUUUUUUUUAUUUUUAUUUGACAUAAAAUAAAUAAGGAAGAUGCAAGUCAUGUCAAAUUAGAAAAUGCAGACACUUUGUUUUCUACCUUUAGUUCCGUUAAACUUAACCCUCAUUUAUAUAUAUUAUUAAAAGAAAUCUCUCACAAUUUGCAAGUAAAAAUGUGUAUUUUUUUUUUUAUUAAUGCCUGAAAAGAUCGCUUUCUAAUCAAAGUUAUUCACCUUUAAUCAGUUGUUACAAAAUGAUAUAACUGCGAUAUUUCCCAUAAAGAUUUAUGAAUGCAGUUGUAACGCUUGAAGUCCUGAUGCAAUCAAUCCAAUUAAAUGAUUAGUAACACGAUGACAAAUAUGUUUAAAAAUGUUUAAAAAGAUGUACAUUUUUAUUUGAUGUAGGUAUUUUCUUUGAUACAUGUAUGUGCUCAUUGUAAUUUUUUUAUAAGACAACCUUUUGCAUCAAUUGCUUUCCAAACAUCUAAGAAAUACGGAUACUGUUUUCACACGAUCAUUUGUUAACCGGAUUUUUGUGACAAAAAUGUCGGUUAUUGAUUUGGGGAUGUACGGCGGUCGGGCGGGCGGCAACCAAAUGUUGUCCGUGCAUUUACUCAUGAACCGUUCAACCAAAGCUUCAAAUUUUAAUAUGUUGUUACAGACAACAAAAUUAGGGACAAGUUCAAUAAUGACGAUUUUGACUUUUACCGUUCAGGAGUUCUUGAAAGAUUGAAAAAUAGCUUUUCCAGUCGUGUCCGUGCAUUAACUCAUGAACUGUUCAACCAAAGCUUUUCAAAUUUUAAUAUGUUGAUACUUAUGACAAAAUGGAGGUCAAGUUCGAUAAUGACGAUUUUGACUUUUACCGUUCAGGAGUUAUGGUUCUUGAAAGAUCGAAAAAUGUCUUUUCCGUUCGUGUCCGUGCAUUUACUAAUGAACCAUUUAACCUAAGCUUUUCAAAUUUUAAUAUGUUGAUACUGAUGACAAAAUGAAGGUCAAAUUUGAUAUUGACGUUUUUCACUUUCACCGUUCAUCAGUUAUGGCUCUUGUGAUACUGUCCAAUAUUUUUGGUAGUUAUACCCCGUCUCUAGGAUUGAUGGCGAAAUUGUAUAUACCUUGUCCGUCUGUCCUUCCUUUCAACAAUUUUUACAGUUGAUAGUACUCAACAUAAUGUCAUCCUGUUUGGUCAGCCGCAUGACUGUUGUUAUUUUGUGCACAUGUCAGACCUGUAUAACACAUAUCUUAUAUUUGCCCAUUCUUGUUAUUUUUCAAUGUUUUGAAAACUUUAGAGUGUUAUGUCAAACAUAUCUCCAGUUCUACUGAACAGAGGGAA